CUAAGUAACGGUUUGCAGUGUUGGGUGCCCAGAAGGAAAGGAUGAGAGUCCCGGAUCGGUCGGUACAGUUAGCGGGUAGUUUGGCAGCCGCGGCGCUGGAUUACACUGGGAGUUUCACAGGGAGUCUACACGUGGCCGCGGGGCUGGUAGGAAUGGGCUGAUCUCACGCAAGCAGACCAUGUCAGUCCACUCUCCAAGCGGGCGAGUGUUUGGGCUUCUGGCGACCUGCCUGUGCACCGCUUUCUUGUGCCUCCAUCAGGUCCUGAGAGGGGAACAGCAGACGGAGCCGGCCGGUUCCCCGGACACGGAGGAAGCCGGCGCCUCCCCUCUGUUCAGGUUCUCCCUGGCAUUCCUGGUAUGUUACUGUCUGCUCAAGUAUUGCCUGUGGUCGGCGCCUCGGCAAGCCUCGCAUCUCCGGGGAGCAGCACCAGCUCCCGCCAGGAAGGUGGUGUUGGAAACUUACUACGAACACCAGUUGAAAUUGUCUCCCCAUGUCCUGGGACACAGCAAAUCGCAUGUGACCAAGAUAGUCAGCGAGCUGGUAAAAGUUGGUAAGGCCGAGCACCAGGACUUCACGCUGACAUUUCGUGGAGACUUCGUUCAGAUUGGCAGUGCGUAUGAACAGCACAAGAUUAACAGUCCGGACUGUUUCGAUGUACUUGUCCCAAUAAAAGUGCCCCAGCUUCUGAAACUAGAGCCCGCCUUCGAUAUAGGGAGAAACGAGCUUCCCUUUAAUCUGAGGGGAACCGCUGUCUGCAGAUUAAAACCCUCCUGUAGCUCUGAGUGGUCAAAGUACAGGAAAAACUUCGGUGAUUGCUUCUGUGUCCACUUUCAGAAGAAGUCUGUUCUGUCAUCCACUCAGGUGCUGAGGUGGUUUUACAGCAAAAUGCACAGAUGCCUGAAUGUCAUCAGAUACCAGUGUGAGGAGCGAUGCUCCCUAACCCUGUCUGUGGUCAAUGACCAACUCAUACUGAAACUACUGCCAAAGUCUGAUUACGUGUGCUGUCAUAUUUCCAUGUCGGUGCGACUAAUUCCAGCUGUGCAUGUGGGUGAUUCAGUAUUUCUUGUCGCCCAGCCCUGGACCAGCACUGAGUCAGCUCUCGGGCCCUUGAAACCAGAGGCCUUCUGGCAUGUCUAUCUCUCAAAACAUGAACAGAAGUUUCUGAACUGGCUGAAGGUGCAAACUCCAGUCAACUCCUGCCACUUGAAAUGCCUCCAGAUUUUGAAAGCUCUUCGGGACGUGGGUUGUAAGGAUUUUGACCAGGAAUUUUCUGUUCAAUGGAACACAAUCCUUUGCUCCUACAACAUGAAAACAGCACUUUUCCAUUUGCUAUUGAAAGGCCCCCUGGAUGCGUGGGACGAAAAAUUCCUAAUGGAACGAUUAGAGGACUUGAUUAAGUUCUGGAGGGAACGGUUGCAGAAACAGGAACUGAUGCAUUUUUUCCUGGGGAAUAAAAAUAUCCCAGACUUUUUGACAGUGCCAAGGAAAAUCAAGGAUGUCUUGCCAGUGAACCUCCUGGCUGGGUUUGAUGCUGCUCUUUUGGAUAUGGUUUCCUUUCAACUCCUGAAUACAUGGAAUCGAGCACACCAAAUAAUGAAGUUAAAUAAUCAUAAACACUGGCCCAGGAAUUACUAAUAUGGCAAGAUGCUGACGUCUGAACCUGUCUUCAUAUUAACGUAAUAACAUGUCAAUCUUUUUCUGCUUUUCAUAUCUGCUAAACUGUAGAUUGGCCAUUUUAAUUUAUUGCAUGUCAUUCCCGGUGACACUAUCUUCAUAAAUUAUUGUUAUAUCCCCAUUUGGCCAGAAGGCAGUGUCACAGUAUUAUUUAGUUACCUCUCAUUCCAGCAAACAGCAUUCUAAGGUGCACUCAGUACUUAAUAUUGAAUAUCAGCUUUUACUCAGAUGUGGAAAUUUUUAAAGCA
This is a messenger RNA of Pristis pectinata (smalltooth sawfish), 1923 nucleotides long. Its product is annotated as inositol 1,4,5-trisphosphate receptor-interacting protein-like 2. The record is from RefSeq and is a predicted model, not a curated record. The transcript has a single exon. NCBI's taxonomy places the organism in Eukaryota, Metazoa, Chordata, Chondrichthyes, Rhinopristiformes, Pristidae. The coding region runs from base 179 to 1636 and encodes 485 amino acids.